Messenger RNA from Tripterygium wilfordii, 3091 nucleotides. RefSeq names its product probable E3 ubiquitin-protein ligase EDA40. The record is from RefSeq and is a predicted model, not a curated record. The transcript has a single exon. Bases 558 to 2693 code for a protein of 711 amino acids. NCBI's taxonomy places the organism in Eukaryota, Viridiplantae, Streptophyta, Magnoliopsida, Celastrales, Celastraceae.
UCUGGUACAGAGAGUAAAGAAAAAAUUUAUAGACCAAGAAAGAUCAUACUUGCAUAGAGCAAGGAAAAAGAAUGAUACAAAAACUGCCAUUAACAAGGUCACCACACCCACCCCCCGUAUAUGUCAGCCAUUGGAGGUGUCUUUCUGCUAUGCAGGUCGGUCCAGUCGGUGACAGUGUGGCCGUAUUUCACAAAAAACCAGACAAAUUUCUAUUAUAAUAUUAUGUUUAUUUAUAAAAUUAUAUAUGUGUAGAUAAGAACCAAAAACCGUUGACUUGUUACUGUAGGUGAACAAACCUCCACUUGCCAGUUUCCCCUGUAAAUUCCAUUACCUACUCAAUUUAUAAGAUUGAAAGUGAGAAAAGCUUUUCAGGGUUUUGGUUUUAGCAGUAAAAUCCCUACCAGGAAGGAUAGGAAAGGUGAUUUAAUCCACUUCUGCUUUUGUCUUUCUUUCCUCAAUCCAUAUCUCCGUCUUCUUUCUUCUCUCUGUCUUUUCAUAUAUAGCUCUGAAGGAAGAGACCAAAUAUUAAGAGAUUGAAGAGAGAUUUUCUGUGAAAAAUGGUGACUGGGUGGAGAAGGGUGUUCUGCACAUCCAUACCAAAUGACAGAGACAAGCAACAACCACAACAACAACAGCAACAAUGCAACAAGAGCCCUAGAUUCACUUCAAAGUUCGGUUUUUUCUCCAACCCAUCAACCCCUCGAUUUCAGUCGCAACCGGUCUCUAGACCCACCCUCCGCUGCCGCACCACCGCCACAGCCGCCAGCACCACCACUUCAACACCCACAUCUUCGUUACCCAAUAGCCCAAAACUCCAGUGUAAAACAGAAAGUACUAAUGGUAAGAAAACAAAGAGCCCCAGAUUGUUCUAUUCCUCCAAUCCAUCGUCUCCCAAAUCACCCUCCAGUUUCUCCCUCCUUAAACCCAGUUUCCGUAACAGGUGUGGAGUCUGCUUGCAGAGCGUCAAGACAGGCCAAGGAAUGGCCAUUUUCACGGCCGAAUGCUCCCAUACAUUUCACUUCCCCUGCAUCUCUUCACACGUGACGAGUCAGCAGCUCCUCGUAUGCCCUGUUUGCAGCAGCCACUGGCAGGAACUGCCUUUGCUCGCUCUUCAUGGCAAAGUCCAUAAAACCGAGCCCAAACAAGAGCUAAGAGAACUCGUCAAAACCAAGAAUCUGAGAGUCUACGACGACGAUGAGCCUCUACGUUCUCCAUCUCCUGGAUAUUUAAUCAAUCCAAUCCCGGAAUCGAACGAAAACGAUGACGGAGAAGAAAACGCUGAGUUUCAAGGAUUCUAUGUGAAUCCUACACAGUUGGCAUCUCCGAAGAAAAUCAGUAAUCACGAAAUCGGGAGAAACAUUGAGCUUAGCCUAUUGCAGGAGUCGGCAGUUUUGGCGACUGACAAGAGUUCCCAAACUUAUGUGGUGGUGUUGAAGGUUAAAGCACCACCGUGUCCAGAGGCGUGUGGGACACGUCGGCCGCCAACAGAUUUGGUGACCCUGCUUGAUGUGAGUGGGAGCACAAUCGGCGAGAAGUUGCAGAUGAUGAAACGCGCUAUGAAACUAGUGAUAUCCUCUCUCGCUUCGACGGAUCGUCUAUCGAUCAUCGCGUUCUCGGCAAACUCGAAGCGGCUGCUGCCGCUUCGGAGAAUGACUGCGGACGGACGGCGAUCGGCCCGUCGUAUUGUGGAAGCGAUGUCGAGCACUGGUCAAGGAGGGAUGAGUGUGAAUGACGCGCUGAGGAAGGCAGCGAAGGUGCUCGAAGAUCGGCGAGAGAGGAAUUCCGUUGCUAGCAUCAUGAUUUUAUCCAACGGUCAAGAAGAUCGGUCCCACACUAAAUCAGUUCCUUAUAGCCGUUCAUCUUCAUUGGUAGUGUCGUCCACGCGCUUUGGUCCCUUGGAGAUCCCCGUGCACGCAGUUUGUUUUGGAGAUGGUGGAGAGUACGGUCACCCGCCACCGCAGGAUCCAUUGUCGAAAUGUAUCAGUGGACUAUUAAAUGUGGUGGUUCAAGAUCUCAGGCUUCGAUUAGGCUUCGUGUCCGAUUCAACGCCGGCCAAGAUGGCAGCUGUUUACUCAAUAGCGGGGCGACCCGCAUCUCUUAAACCCGGUUCGGUACGGCUCGGGGAUCUCUACGCCGAGGAAGACAGGGAAUUGCUCAUCGAGCUAAAGGUCCCAGCAUCGUCAGCUGGGCCCCACUAUUUUCUAUCCGUUCGAUCAUCAUUUGUGGACCCAUCAUCACAAGAGCAGAUAUGUCCAAAAGAGCAAGUGCUGUUGGUACCUCGUCCCCAAACCGCACGAUCUUCGUCUCCAAGCAUCCAACGGUUAAGGAACCUCCACCUCACCACACGAGCAAUAGCCGAGGCCCGGCGAUUGAUUGAACACAACGAUUUAUCUGGAGCUUCUCACUUGCUAUCCUCCGCUCGAGCCUUGCUGAUGAAGUCGAGCGACAGCUCAGCUUCAUUUUACGUACGUGGCUUGGAAGCCGAGCUAGUAGAGCUACAAAGGCGCAGGCAGCAGCCGCCGCCGCAACAGCAGCAGAGGCAUAGAGGGAGUGGACAAAUGGAGGAGAAGUCGGAGCCCCUAACGCCGACAUCAGCGUGGAGAGCCGCCGAGAGAUUGGCUAAAGUGGCGAUCAUGAGGAAGCACAUGAACAGAGUCAGCGAUUUGCACGGUUUUGAAAAUGCCCGAUUUUAAUUUAUUUUAUUUUCCCUAAAUUGUAAAAACACAAGAGAAAUAUAAAUUAUAAAUUAAAAAAAAGGAAGAAAAAUUAUGAUUGGUGUGGGCCUUAAUAGCGACAAGCGGUAGCAGACGGGUUGGGCCUUUAUGGGGUAAGAUGGAUAAUGGAAGUGAACCCCACCAAGAAAUUUGAUUGGGCUUUUGUAUGUCUGUAGUCUCUACUGCUCAUCUGUUCUUGACCGUACAGUAUAUAUUAUUGCUUUCUGGUUUGGUUAGGUGCACUAGUUUGGUUGAUGAUUCCUUUACUAGGAGGGAGGAUUAUGUGUGAAUUUGAUGCAGCUGUAGACAAUCAAUCAAAAUGGAUAAUGCCAAAUUGUUAUAAUUAUUGAGUGAAGGAAUUUUCAAAAUGGAGAGAA